AUGCGGCAGAAGAUGUACUGCGCCUUGCAGUCCACGCGGUGCCGCAGUGUGCCUGCGCAGAUGGACUGGCUCGACUCCGACGAGGAGCGCAUGGGCGAAGGCAUUUUGAAGGCGAUGAGCUUUUCGGACUUCGCCGACGUGCCGGCCAUCUCGCAGGUGAGCCCUGUGAAACGCCGGCGCUGGGGCUUGUUGCUCCUCAUCGUGGCGGUCAUUUUGGCCCUUCUCCAAUUCCGCUGGCCCGGUCAAGACACACCUACCAUGCAGGGCGACUUCGCUGCCGAGGGCCGAUCCUACUUGAAGGAAGGAUCGGUCUACCAGAAUGACUACAUGACCUUGUGGAAUGUCAACAAUGUGGCCAUUUCCGUGACGUUGAAAAUGCAGGACCUGAGUCACUUCGAGCUGCGAAUCCAGAACUUGAACUCCAAAGGUGGUGGGAACGACGGAUGGUUCGCCGUCCGCGGCUCCUUUGCACUAAAGCCUUUGGACACAGAAGGUCGCUUCUUUUCGAUUUGGCCAGAUCCUCAUGGAAAGGACAACGUGGUGGUCGAUUUUGACGAGAGCAAUCAAGAUGGAGCUACGUUACUGUUGUACAGGGUGCUUCGAAAGCUGGGCGGUGCGGGGAUGAUGAAGUUCCUGCAGCUCAAGGUGGACGCCACCAAGGACAUGGUCCUGGUGAAGCCUAAAGCGCGGCUCCUUCGAGCUUUGUGGGACCAGCCAGUGUCCCUAAGGUUGACGACCGAGGAGCGCCUGUGGAAGCCGGAGCUUCCAGAGGCUGAGGAGGUGUGA
Molecule: messenger RNA, 786 nt
Organism: Durusdinium trenchii
Lineage: Eukaryota; Dinophyceae; Suessiales; Symbiodiniaceae
Source: the annotation of a GenBank genome assembly